AUGGGGCUGGUGGUCAUGUUAAUCCUGGCAGCUCUCUCCAGGAAAAACAAAUUAUGCCAAGGUUUCACAAGAGGAUCGUCCUCCAUCUUCAGUCCUGCCAACUUCCUGGACCAGACUCAGCACAAAGGCCUGGUCAUGGCUGUUUUUGGGCUGUUGUUCAGCAAGCUGUCAAUGCUGGUGAUCGCCCCGGACCCGCUGCCUUUCUCCAAAGAUACUCCACAGGAGAUUAAAGAGUACAUGAAGGUAAUUGCCAUCUUCUACUACCCCAUCCUGUAUUAUCCUCUAAUGGUCUGUUGCACUCUGCAGCACAAAGCAGGUUAUGUGUUUGGGACGCUUCUCUCCUUCAGUCAUUUCGCGGUCCACGUAUGGCAGAAGUUCGACUGUCCAAAGACUCCAGAGAUCUAUACAUACUAUGCUUUGCUUGCAAGUCUUCCCCAGUUGGCCUGCUUCGCAUAUAUCUGUGUCCAGUUCAUUUUGCUCUUCGUCAAAGGAACAAAGACUGACGAGGACCUUGACAGCAGCUAUUACACCGACUAUGUGAAAUCCCUUCUAAAAAAAAAGUCCUCAAAUGCCAGCUCUUCAUCUGCGGACAAACCAACACUGGCAGAGAGAAUACUGAAGGUGCCAAAGAGUUAUAUUUAUAUGCCAGAAAAAGUUUUUAGAUUUCCACUACAACUGGCCGUAUCGGCAUUUGUUGACCUUGUGGCAAUAUAUCAUGUUGCAUUGUUGUUGGUGGUCUUGGUGGUCCCCGUCCUCCACAUUGUCCGUGCUGGUAUUGAUGAAAACAUUGCCUUUCUGUUACUUGGGUUUGGGAUUGUUCUGUCAGACGACAGGAUGGAGGUCGUCCAAAUUGUAACAUUUUAUACUUGGUUACUUGAAGUGUGCUACCUCUGUGCAAUGACCCUCUCUUGUCUGGUCAGUCUUGUCAUGCUCAUGAGGUCCAUGAUAGUUCACAGGUCAAAUCUGAAAGGAUUGUAUAAGGGAGACGUUUACAGCAUUUAUAACAGCCAGAAGACCAUCCGUCCUUCUAAACCUGGCAUUGUCUGCUGGAUGGGUUUGACAGGAUACCAGGCUGCGAUCGUCUGCCUCGGUAUGGUGAUUCAGACUGUAGUGUUUUUCAUCUGCUUCUUGUUCCUGGUGUUUUUGAUCAUUAUCCCUGUUUUUUACGGUCGUAAUAUCAUUGCUUUCGAAAUUGCUGGAAAGUCAUGGCCGGGUUGGGUCACACUGAUCCUGGUUACAGUGCUUCAACAUGUGACUGCGAAGUUUGCGUUCAUCAAAAAAGAUGCCGGUACGAGAGACUUGAACAACAGAGAGAGUUUGUUCCUCUUGACUUAUCUGCUGUUCCUGAUCAACAUCAUGAUGGGACUGGUAGCUGCAAUUUGGAGAAUAGUGAUAACAGCUUUGUACAACAUCAUCCACCUUGGUCGUAUUGACAUCAGUCUUCUUCACCGAACUGCAGAGUCCUACGACCCAGCCUACCGAUACUACGCCCACUUCCUGAAGGUGGAGGUCAGCCAGUCACACCCGGUGAUGAAGGCUUUCUGUGGCCUGCUGCUGGACAUGAUGGUGGAGGGAGGCAGAGCUGGACAGAAAAUAAGAGACGCAGAGGAAGGGAUUCAGGUGAACAGGCCAAACAAGGCUACAAGCCGUCGGAGGAUUCAAUGUCGCUGGCAACUGGUGUACACACUGGUCAACAAUCCAUCCCUGCUGGGCUCCAGGAAGCACUUCCAGACACUGCAGACCUCAGAAAGCACCCUGAACGGGACCCCCAACCGCAGCUCCAGUAAAGGCAGUAGGAAAGAGGCCGCUACGCCUGCUGCCGAGCCAGUCCAGUCCACUGAGGCACCAACAAACCAAGAUAAAACUGAAUGA
Notothenia coriiceps (black rockcod) is the source of this 1872-nucleotide messenger RNA. Its product is annotated as stimulated by retinoic acid gene 6 protein homolog. Gene Ontology annotation, cellular component: plasma membrane. Lineage: Eukaryota; Metazoa; Chordata; Actinopteri; Perciformes; Nototheniidae. The record is from RefSeq and is a predicted model, not a curated record. Gene Ontology annotation, molecular function: signaling receptor activity; retinol transmembrane transporter activity. The transcript is spliced from 16 exons. Gene Ontology annotation, biological process: vitamin A import into cell. Bases 1 to 1872 code for a protein of 623 amino acids.